GGUGAUGGUGAUGGUGAUGGUGAUGAUAAUGGAGGUGGAGGUGGAAGCGGAGGUGGCGGCUCGUCAUGGUGGGGAUGCACGUGUCGUCCCUUUCGUCAUCUUUAUAUAACAAUCCGAAUCAAUUCAAGCCUUCGCCUCGUGUACUUCACGGAUAUAACAUAGUGAUUGCACGUCGUAGUUCAGUCGAUUUGUGACCAUCGGCGCGUGUAAGUCAAUGAAAGAGGAACGACAACGUUGGGUAACAAUUCUUGCGCGCUCCGAUUCUUGCAUUGAGAAUGGUACCGACUGUAGCAGAGUUUCCAACUGCGGAAACUUCCGUUAAUUUGCGCACUCGUCGUCAACGCUCUCCAAAUGAUACGAAAUGGGAGAGAUACGCCUUGUCUCCAGAGGAUUACAGAAGAUUCGUCAUGCAAAGUAGAAAAGAUCUCUCAAGCAGUACCGUGCGCACGAUAAUUCUCGUAAACCGCAACCGUAUCCAUCAAAAGCGUUCGAACGCGUUGUGGGUGGAAAGACGAAGAAUCCUCCGUUCUAGGACGAUUAAUCCGGAAAAUCAGCAGCAAGAGUCGCAAGUGUCGUCACAUUCGGAAGACUCGUCCUCCACGGAGAAAGGCAUUAUCUCGGCAUUAUCAUCCCCACGUAUUAUCGCUCCACGCUUUAUCGUCCCCCAGCCUUAUCGUGACGACGAUAAGUUUGCGAUAAGAGCUACCCUGGCGAAAAUUCAAGGUUGGAUGGGUGAAAUAAAUAUAAAUAACGAAGCGGGAGUCUGUGCUGGAUGAAACAAGAAAAAUUGUUUAUCAAUCUCAGUAAGAUCGACAUCCCCUGAUGAAGUACAAUAUCUUUUACAACUCGACGAUAGAUUUCGACUACUUUUUAGAGAAUAAUAGACAACUAAAGCAACAAUUUAAAAAAUAAUAGCUAAAUUUGUUAUCAUAUUACUGUAAAAAUGUAACGACACUACUGUUACAGAUAGAAAAAAGAACGAUUGUUAAGAUACUGGUAAUGGUAUUACAAAUGACACAUUACUUCUCAACCUUGUAUUAUAUAUUAGAAUACGUAAUUUUACAUGAAAAAAUUUUAUUUUAGUAUACUACGCGGUUUAUACCCAGAAAUAUGAUGCAUUUUACGAAAAAGAAAAAUCAAAGAGAUCGAUAUUUACAAACAGAAAUUAACACCAUACCACAAUGUAAUAUGUUGAAGUCUAAUCGUAUGAAUAUUCGAUGCUUACUGUUAAUCGUAUGAAUACAAUUUACUUUUAAGUUCGAUUACUUAAUAUAUUUCAUGAGAAAUGUAAGCUAGGAUCAUCUGAUUGUAUGCAGCGGUUGGAUUUAUGAGUAUGCUCAAGAUUAGAAGAAGCUAGGCCAACAACUUUCAUACGAUAUCCUUAUAUUAAUUUGAUGUAUGUACGACAUUCAGUCGUUAACGUAUAAAACAUGCAAAAAUUAUCGCAAACUUUUUAAUCAUGAUUUGAAUUUUACAAUCAUUUCGCAUAUCUGUCAGAAAAAAACGGUCAUGUAAGCAUAAUAACAUAUCUAAAGAAAAAAUUUGAUAUUUUUCGCAAAUAUAAUAAAUCCUUAUUUAUUUUACGAUUGCAAUGUAUUUUAAGAUAUCUAACGAAUUGAAAGCAAUAUUAAUACCGCAUUUAAUCUACUUUAGAAGUGUGUGAUAAAAUCAUAGUUACACAUAUAUUACUAAACCUACCGCAAAUAUUUGAUCAAUAUUUAAUUAAACGUUUGAUAAUUAUAUCUCAAUGUAUUAUCUUCAUUAAACAUUAAUACUAAACUAAAUAUAAUUUUUUUUCUUAACCGGUCAUGUGAUCGGUCACGGUAGGAAUAGGUAUACAUAAAAUGUCGGUAGGUUUAGUAACAUACAUUUUAGAGAUAUAAAUAAACAUAUUUUUUUAGCAUUAUAUUCAAUCAAACUGUAUGCGAAUAAAGAGAAUUUGUGCUUAAAGUGUAUGUACGCGCUACUUUCAACACUGCUACUACAAUCAUUGCUACUACAAAUACUGGCAAUACAAAUCUAUAAUAAGCGAUAAUUAAAUAAUAUUUAGAUUCAAUGUAGUGAUUAGACCUAAUGUUCAUCGUAAUAUUUACUGUACGUAUUUACAUAAGAAUAUUUUAGUAUCGACAUGAUACUAAAAUAUUUUAUGAAUCCAAUCUUAUUAUACAUAUACGAUGGACGUGCGUGUGCAUGCGUAAGAAUAAAUCUAUUAUAAAAA
Molecule: messenger RNA, 2218 nt
Organism: Solenopsis invicta (red fire ant)
Lineage: Eukaryota; Metazoa; Arthropoda; Insecta; Hymenoptera; Formicidae
Exons: 3
Coding region: 276-776 (166 amino acids)
Source: RefSeq, a predicted model, not a curated record